CCGGACAAAAAACGGAAGGAAAACUGGACAAAGGGGGAGGUGGAGGCGUUGUUGACUGGUUACAUCAAUAACCACAGCGAAAUAGAAAGUAGAUUUUCUAUUAAAGUGACGGCCCAAGUUAAGGAGGCUUGUUGGCAGGAUAUUUUGGAGAGUGUUAACAGCCAGAGUUCCUGUACCAGAACCAUAAAUGAACUUAAAAAAAAAUGGUCCGACCUUAAAAUGGCUAUUAAAAAAAAGGAGAGAGAACGUCGGCUGUUUGCCAGUAAGACUGGAGGAGGGCCACCUCCAGCUAAUCCAGACAGUUUGGAAGAAAAGGUUCUACAGUUGAUUGGAGAGAGUACAGUUGCUGGUAUUUCGGGUGUAGAUACCUUCAGGGAAAACUUGUCUUCUUCUAUCAGCAACAUGAGCAAUGUGCAAGAGGCUUCUUGUACAAAUGAUGGAGAUGCUGAUGCUUCAAGUAGUGGUAAUUUGGCAGAAUCAGCACCAUCUGCUACACUUGUUAAUACAAGUAACUCUGUAAGUCUAAUUAUAUGUUUCCAUAUGUUCAAGCAUAAUAUUUUCUAUGAACAUGUAUCAUAAUAUUCAUGUGGAGUAAAAUGUCUGUGUCCCAUUUAUGAAAACUAGACAAUAUUAUCUGUUAUGCUAAUUGCACAU
Molecule: messenger RNA, 654 nt
Organism: Ruditapes philippinarum (Manila clam)
Lineage: Eukaryota; Metazoa; Mollusca; Bivalvia; Venerida; Veneridae
Exons: 4
Coding region: 220-579 (119 amino acids)
Source: RefSeq, a predicted model, not a curated record